This is a messenger RNA of Alternaria atra, 1071 nucleotides long. RefSeq lists its product as uncharacterized. Lineage: Eukaryota; Fungi; Ascomycota; Dothideomycetes; Pleosporales; Pleosporaceae. The coding region runs from base 1 to 1071 and encodes 356 amino acids. The record is from RefSeq and is a predicted model, not a curated record. The transcript has a single exon.
AUGUCAGGUGCAAGUAUGAAGCGCAUCCAGAUCACACCAGAUGGCUCAGGCCCACCUACAAAACUCAACACCGACGUCCCUACCUCUUUACCUGACGCCAAAGAGACCAAGAUUCAUCCUCAAAACGCACCAGACGCCUCAACAAAUGCUUCUCUCUUCUUCGUUGGGACUGCCACCACAAUCCUGGAGUGGGAAGGCAUUCGCAUUCUCACAGAUCCCAACUUCCUUCAUGCUGGCGACCAUGUUCAUCUAGGACCAGGCGUCAGUGCGACAAGACGGACAAACCCCGCAAUCGAUUUGGAAGAACUACCGAGGAUCGACGUGAUUUUGCUGUCGCAUUACCACGAGGAUCACUUCGACCGGGAAGUGGAGGAGAAACUGUCAAAGGGCCUCCCAAUCAUCACCACACCACAUGCCAAGGAAUGCUUGACAGGCAAAGGCGAAGAGUCAUUCAAGAACGUGCAUGCACUCGACUUCUGGAACAGUUUGCUUUUGGAUGUAUCGCAAUCAGACCAAACAAAUGGUAGCGGUCCAAAGCCCAGCAUCAAAGUCACAGGCAUGCCAGGAAAGCAUGUGCCUCCCGGUCCUCUGAACGUUGCGAACGACAUUCUUGGCGCUGUGCCGCCGACAAAUGGCUGGAUGGUCGAACUCGGGUACUCGAACGCUUCUUCUAGCGAUGGAAGCGAUUUCGAAAAUGGAUACAGAAUCUACAUCUCCGGCGACACUCUGAUGGUUGAUGAGCUCAAGGAGAUCCCUGAGCGGUACAAGGACCAGAACAUCGACCUGAUGCUGAUCCACCUGGGAGGCACCACCAUUCCUGGUCCCAAGAUGCCAUUGCUGAUGGUCACUAUGGAUGCCGAACAGGGUGUACAGCUGAUGCAGCUCAUCAACCCCGACCUAACGAUUCCGAUCCACUACGAUGAUUACGAUGUAUUCAUGAGUCCUCUGGAUGAUUUCAAAAAGGCGGUACAUGCGGCUGGGUUGGAUAGCAAGGUCGUGUAUCUGGACCGCAAAGAUCAGUACAAAUUCAAUGUGAAGCAAGGACAAAAGCCGAAGCAAUCGCUGUAUUAG